Messenger RNA from Mucor mucedo, 3381 nucleotides. RefSeq lists its product as uncharacterized. The coding region runs from base 151 to 3165 and encodes 1004 amino acids. The transcript has 5 exons. Lineage: Eukaryota; Fungi; Mucoromycota; Mucoromycetes; Mucorales; Mucoraceae. The record is from RefSeq and is a predicted model, not a curated record.
UUCCAGGUUUUCCUCAUCAGAAUUUGGAAAGAGGAGCGACAUUGUAACAAGAAAGGAAAGUUUUCCCCAUUUCAAUCUUUUUUUUUAUCGUUUAUAAUACCCUCUUGUUUCGUUCUUUUCCCUAAAAAAGAAGAAGAAAACAACCUAUUCAUGUCAGAAAAUACAAAUCCUGAAAGAUCCAGCAGAGAUGGACCUCGAACCACUCAUGCCGAAUAUGAUUUGCGUGCACGUGUCGAAGAAGUGAUGAAGGGAUUUCAUGGUACCAACGCCAUCGCCUAUAAAAACAAGAACGAAUAUGUGACUUAUUCAAGACCUGCAGACAGUUUAAGGAUAAAUCUUGACGACGAAUUUAUACCGGAUCCGAAAGAUUAUUGGCCUGUCUUAAACAAUAUGCGUAGGGCUUUGCCUGUCUUACGCAUGCAAAGAAGACCUGACCGUGCCGAUGAUCCUAAAUGGAAAGUACCCCAUAUCGAUAAACCUAUAGUGUCUGCACCACCCGAAUAUCCACAAUCUAAAGGCCUCAAAUUACGACCGAUUGAUGAGAUUAUUAAAGACAAGGAACUGUUAAAUAGUUUAGCUGCUCCAUUAGCAGAUAACAAAAAAACAAGUUAUCAAUCCCACGCCUAUGUAACAAACACAAGGACAUUCGAGAUACCUUCCUCUACUGUUCAAGGUGUAUUAAAUAACAUUUCAGAGUCAUCAAGAAAAAGUUCUUAUAAACCACUUCCGGCUCCACCUGUUAAAAGCAGAUCAAAACCAUUGCCGAUGACUGCUACGAAUCGACCACGUAAAUCAUCUCUGUUAAAGUCCGAAAUUACCACAGCUACGCCACCACCACCACAACCACCAACAUGGGCACAGCAGCAAAAAUUACCACAACCACAACCAUCUGCUCCAGCACAAAUAGGAUCAAAGAAACCAAUGUCUUCGCUGGCAAAUAAUCCAUCACGUCCACGAGUUUCUUCAAAGUCCACAUCAUCCCAAAAAAACAAAUACACUCAGGAUAUUCCGGAUUUAAUUGAAGCCCGCAGUUACUUGCUGGGAGAGACAGAUGAAGUAGAAUUCAGAAAAUUAGGCCAUCUCUCAGAAACACACCCCAACACGCAGACUAUGAAGAGACCUGCCUUAUUUAUUCACUUUAAACAUCCUUUACCUGCUUUAUCAAAAGCUGCUACGAGAGGAUCAAUACCCGCCGGUAAAACCAUCAAAAAGUCUGAAUCAACUGUAAAUAAGAGACAUAAUGUACCAGAAAAAACCCACUCCCCUAUCAAAAUUAAACUUGCAGAUAUACCGACUAAUACCAUCACACCUACACCCAUUAAAAAAUCGCUGAGCGAUCGCACCAAGGUAUCGUCAGUCAAGACCGAAAAACACACACCAUUGGAGAAACCAGUUUAUCCAAGCUCCAUUUCCGCCGCUUAUUUAAGCACCACUAAAAUUCCAAAGAGAAAGACACGUGAGAUUGAACUCGAGGAAGGUGAGACCAUCAGUCCAUCACCAUCCCCUCUCCACUCAACAUCCACUCACGUACCUUCUCUUCCGCCGCCACCACCACCACCUACAUCAGCUCCUCUGGCUCGAGUAGAAUCUUCCAGUCGUAGAUCUCGACAUGAUGAUCCUGACGACUUGCCCUCUUCUCUUACAGAAUCCAAUAGUAGUAGUAGCAGAAAACACUCGAGUAGACGAGAUGACGAAAGAUCCUCCUCCAGACGUAGUGAUAGAUACAAUGAUGACAUUCGUCGAGGAAGUACCAGUACGACAGCGUCAAAGAGAUCCUCACAUUACAGAUCAAGGUCAAGAUCUAGAUCUAGAUCCAGAUCACCAAAGCGUUCAGGCAGUAGUCGAAGACAGCUCAGCUCAGAGACCUCGCGUCGUAGCGAGAAACGUAAAUCAUCUGAUUCAAAAUAUGACGCCGAAACUACAGGGAAACGUCAACGAUUUGAUAAAGAAUCAAGUAGUAGUAGCAGAGUUGAUAAAGAUCAUUCGAUUAGAUCAGAUAAGGAUCAUUCCAGUAGCAGACUUGAGAAGGAGUAUUCUAGUAGUAGCAGAUCUGAAAAAGAGUAUUCUAGCAGCAGUAGAGCCGAAAAGGAGAGAGAUCGCGCAGCUGAGAAAGAACGAUUGGCUGAAAGAGAAAAGGAAAAGGAACGAGUAGCAGCUGAGAGAGCGGCAGAGAGGGCCGCAGAGAGGGCAACAGAAAGGGCUGCGGAGAAGGAACGUUUGGCAGCAGAGAAGGCAGCAGAAAGAUUGGCUGAGAAAGAACGAGUAGCUGCCGAGAAAGAAAAGGAACGAUUGGCUGAAAAAGGUCGAUUAUUGGCUGAAAAGGCAAGAAUUGCCGAAAAGGAACGUACUGAAAAGGGAGCCAAGUACAGCACUUCUUCGUCAUCCUUGUCCAGCAAGAAACACUCACCAGCAUCGACCAGUCAUGAAAAGACAGUGUCCGCUACAGCACCGAAUGCAGAGACACCUGAACAAUUCAAACUGUUUAGUGUUAUGUUCAAUAAAUUAGCACACGCUUAUAAACGACGAGGUGAUGGACAAAAAGAUCCACUGCAUAUGAUCAUCGAUCACUUUCACGCUUUCUGUGAUUAUAUCCUGAACUUCUAUUAUGUCGAUCAGAUGAAUGUAAAUGCCAAUUUUAAACAAGCAUCGAUGGUCUGGAAAAGCAUAUUCCCAUUCACAGAUAUCCUCUUGAAGAAGCUUGAAUCUCGUCAAGAAUUUGAACUUUACGGACUUUGUGUUAAACUCAACGCGCUUAUCCGAUACUAUAUUUACAACCGUAUGGAAGCAACGACGCGACCAAUGCUGUUACAGCAAAUGAAUAACACAAAGGGUGAUGACCGCUCGUGUUUUGAAUUAACCCAAAACCUUCUGCUUGAAUAUGAAAAGGCGGAUCGUACCUAUCGAGAAUCUGAACGCCACAUGAGCUUUAACACUCUGGUGACCAAGUUCCCAGAGACCUUUAAAAACGUAUGCGCACAAGGUAAUCUUUCGGCAGGUAUCACCUUGGGCGGAGAAGCAGGUGUUACUGUCAACCCUAUGUACCCUCUCACCCCGUACUCACCUCUCCAUCAUACUGCCAUUGUGGCCAAGUGUAUCUUGGCUGAGUACGUGGCUAAAAAUAACCUCAAGUACUCACCCAUCUCAAAUCCUGAGGAGUUCAUGUAAAUUCUUCUGGAUUUUAAGUAAUUAAUUAAAAAAAAAAAUAGUGUAUAUAUAAUUCCAUGCAAAAAAAGUGUUCGUACAUUCAUUGUUAACUUGAGAGAGGGAUUUUUUCUCAAUGAUAAAUGGCUAUGGGUAACACUUUAAACAGUAUAAGAGUGUAAUUUUCAUCUAUCAUGAAUAAAUUAGUUUUAUGUACACCACGCCAUACUUUAUCUUUAC